Babesia ovata is the source of this 2703-nucleotide messenger RNA. RefSeq names its product RNA recognition motif containing protein. The transcript is spliced from 2 exons. Gene Ontology annotation, molecular function: RNA binding. NCBI's taxonomy places the organism in Eukaryota, Apicomplexa, Aconoidasida, Piroplasmida, Babesiidae. The coding region runs from base 1 to 2703 and encodes 900 amino acids. The record is from RefSeq and is a predicted model, not a curated record.
AUGGACAACACGGAGGUCAGCAACGAAGUGAAGGAGGCGGGUAUCGCUAUGGGUGAUGAGGUUGCCCAUGGCGGCCCGAACGAAGAGGUCGUGGUUCCCCAAACCGAUGCACCUGAACUUCAGGUGCCGGAGGGGAGUAACACUGACCCGAUCGAACCGCCAACCUUGGAAGCUGUGACACCGCAAUCUGCGCCCGAGGAGAUUGACGCCGAUCCGAUAGAACAACCCACCUUGGAAGCUGUGACGCCGCAAUCUGCGCCGGAGGAAAUUGACGCCGAUCCGAUAGAGCAACCCACCUUGGAAGCUGUGACGCCACAAUCUGCGCCGGAGGAAAUUGACGCCGAUCCAAUGGAGCCGACAGCCUCGGAAGUUGUGAUACCGCAGUCUGAGCCGGAGGUGGUGGCUGAGGGAAAAGCCGAUUCGAUUUCUCCGUCAACUAAUCGCACGGGCAUCACUGAAGAUGAUCGUGCAAAACUGCGUGACCUCGUCGACAUGAUUGUAUCAUUUGGCAAGAAAGUUACCGAGUCUCGGGGUGAGGAUGAUGAUGAGGAAGAGGGCGCCGUGCAGGAGGAUGAAGUUCCUUUCGAGCGCAUCACGCAGACGGUGCCCUACAGCAACGUGGUGCAUUUGUUGAACCUCCCUCCUGAAAUCGAUAUGGGGGUGUUGGUCACCACCGUUUGCGACAUGACCGACAUUGUUUUACAUUGCUACGCUUUGAAGGCUACCGAGCUGAAGAUAGUGUUUGUGAACGAGUUGAUCGCGCGCGAUGCACGGAAGCUCCUGGACGCCCGGCGACUCCACAAUCGUGUCAUUCAAGCCGUGCUGUGUAUCCCGGAUGGCAUGGAUCCAUUGCAGCCCCCCCAUGGCACCCUGGCACCUCAUGUCGAUGAUCUUGCAGUGCCCCCAGGCACAUCGAAAAUGAAGCAACCUCUUAAACUACGAGGUGGACCACCCAUGCCACUGGUUCCCCCGGUGUUCAAGAUGCCACCACUACUGCCGAGGUUAGGCCGCUCAGUGCCCCCUGUGAGCCUGUCGCGCCGCGGGCCGCCGCCUCCCAUGCCGCUUCUUCCGCCCGCCAGGUUCCCGGAUGGCCCGGAACGUAUGCUGGUUCCACCCGUAGGCUCAGCGCCGUCAGCUGACCCGCCUUCUAAAAUCGUGUUCGGGCGUAACCUGGAUAAGAUGGAGGGCAUGUCGCUGUUCGACAUGCUUGUUUCACAGCCCCAAGUGUGCAACUGGAGCCCUGAUCAGAGCGUGGAGGAACAGCAGCGGGAUUACGACGAGUUGUAUGCGGAGUUCGGUACAUCUAAUCGUUACCUGUUGUUGGGCAACGUGCCUGAUUCGGCGACGAGGAGUAUCAGAGAAGCGCUGGAGUGGCUGUCGCGGUUCACGUACAGGAAGCCGCAUAUUGAGGUUUGCCGCCUCGAGCAGUAUGCCGCCGAUCUGAGGCUUCCAAGCGACAAGUUCUUGCACCUCACGUUCCAGCGACGCGGGGAUUGCACAGAAUUUUUCUCAGAGGUAACCAACAAGGCCCCGGACGUGGUCUGCCGGUUUGCUUGCCCCCGCACGGCCCUAGACACAAUAUGGGUCGGCAACGUCACCGACAUGCUCUCUUACUGCCGAGACGAAGAAGAUAUGAGGGAACUGUUUGGGCGUCUUGGUGAGGUGAAGGCGUGUACGUUCAACCCUGAAAAGGCCUGCUUCUUCGUAACGUACGUACACGUUGAGGACGCCAUCCGUGCUCGCAACCGCCUGCUCGGGGCGCUGUUCUCUCCGGUGAAGACAUUUGCGUUAAACGUCGACUUCACGCUGGACGUUAACGCCCGAUUCUCGCACCGUGGCAAGCAGCCUUUGCCUAGUCCCCACGGACUACCCGUUGAAGAUUUGUCACAGAAACUUGGCGAACGCCUGUUGACGGCUCUGCAGCGCCGAUCUGACGGUGACGAAGUGAUCCGUCAGCUGUUGGACGGCCGAGAUGGCGACGCCGUGGAUUUGCUGAGGAAGGGCGGCCAUCGAGGAUACCCAGACCGGCCGUACGAUAGCAGGCCGACGCGUUUACCCCCGCCAAGGCAUCCUGCGACUCAUGGUCAGGAACCCUGGGCGAGGACACGCAAGCGCCCAUACCAGUCGCCGGAACGCACACGUGAGCAAUACAAAUAUCGCAAAUCGGGUCCGUCGCCUGGUGAAUAUAGCCCCGUGGAGUACGGGAAUCGGAGUCCUCGUGGUCGUUAUCCCCGUAAUCAGCGGGCGCGAACGCCGGAGGAUCGCAGCGUCGACGACCAUUCAACCGAUGAGCACUCGGAAACCAGCCCUAAUAGGCCAAAGAGUGCCCGAUCACGCGUUUGUGACCUGCUAAAGCGCGGCAAACCGAUUUGCAAGGUGUCUGCGCUCUUUGUGCGCGGCGACUUCUCUCACCGCAUCCCCGAGACCCUGGAUGUGAACCAGCGGGCCAACCCCGAGCGUCUGGCGAACUACCUGCAGAAGAGCCCGGAGCUUUCGCUGUGGCAGAUGGGCGCGGACAGUACGGAGGACCGUGCGCGGUACGACGGCCUAUGCGAUUACCUGCUGUCAAAGAAUCGUGUCGCUAUCGUGCAAGAGGGCCCCUACGAGAUCUAUAUAGUGCCACCCACGGAGGAGUCGGCGCUGGCGCCGCACCUGCCCGACACACAGUUCAUGUACGCGUUUGUGCUGCCUAAAGGCUCAUGA